AUGGAACUUUUCAGUGAAAUAAAAACAGAUCCACUCUCCCUUCUGGGCUUCUGGCCAGAGUGGAAAGACGAAGAAUUCUUCUGGGGUAGUGGCGCUUGUGCCUAUUGUAUUUCUGGUGGGAUGCCGAGGCAGUGGAAGUCGGAGCGGCGGCUCCCGACGGUGGAUGUACGCCGAGGCGCGGCCUCGGAUGGCCAUGCAACGACGGCCCUAUGGGGUAGGUCCGCUGCUUUGCUUGGCAUGGGCGGCGACCUAGUGCUGCGGGGUACGUAUCACGCGGAUGAUGAUCAAACACCGUCGGAUUCUUGCAGAUCCAACGGCAGCCCUCUCAGCCAACCGCAGCCCAACUACCCCCAAACCCUAACUCCCACUUCCCCAUCGCCUCGCCCUCGUCCUCUCCCAUCGAUCCUACCCGCCGCCGCACCCUGGCCCCUCCGCCCCCGCCCCCGCCCCUUCCAGAUCCAGCGAGCCGCCCGCCUCAGCCUCGCCGGCGACCUUCCCCUCUCGCGGAGGAGGGCCACCCGUCCCGCUACGUCAAGCUCACCAAGGACCAGGACGCCCCCGGCGAGGACAUCCGCCCCGGCGAGCUCAACCAGCCCGUCCACGUCCCCCAGCUCGAGGGCCGGAGGUGCGGCGAGUGCAGCCAGGUCCUCCCGGAGAGCUACGAGCCGCCCGCCGACGAGCCGUGGUCCAACGGGAUCUUCGGCUGCACCGACGACCCCGAGAGCUGGGCACAAUGCUGGAGCUGGUAGGCAAGCUAGCACCCAUGGAUUCGUGAACUGGCUUGGAUGUGUACUUGGUCGCCGGGGUUGGAUGAGGACGACGGUAACGAGGGUGACUAGUGAUGCGGCACGCCAAGCAGCAUCAGGGGAAGGGGGUCUCCUGCUCGAGGAGGCGGAGGAGUAGGGGCGCACCCAGCCGGCAGCCCUGUCGUGCUUGAGGGGGAGGGGCAAGAGGGGUCUGCUCCUCUGCUUCCAUUGCGACCGCGGCAGGAGCAACGUUGCUGAUGGCGACGGGUACGUGAUGGUGGCUAGUGUGGUGGACGACCUAGAAUAUGUGUCCUCGCAAGUGCACAUGCACGUAGCUUUCCUCCUCAAAUGCUUCUGUUUCUGCCUCAGCUAAUAAGCAUCUCCAUCUCCCUCUCAUCUUCCUCUGCUUGCUACUGCUGCUCCGAUUUAUACAUGUUGGCAAAGAGAUGUCCCUGUUUCCUCAGUACUAUGCACUACUAUAUUUAUGUGGUUGUCUUUGUAUGCAUCUUAUUUUGAAACCAAGUGAGACACCUCCAUCCCCUACAUCUUGACGAUCCCUCUAGUAGUGUAUAUCUUGAGUUGCUCUCACUACCUCCUGCCCCUAGAUUUGUGAUUGCCUUUGUUGCCUGCCCAUUUAAUUAAUUAAAACUGCAUGUGUGCGUGUAAGUAUGGCUGUGAGAACGAGAUCAAUGGUGCCUUCUACCAAACAGAUUGAACUUUUAAUGCUUGCUACACAUGCUUGUGUACCUAAACAUUCUGUACAUUUGUUGUUGUUGUUGACCGUGCAGUCUAAAAAACACACUGUCUUUUCUUUUCGUGUG
Messenger RNA from Triticum aestivum (bread wheat), 1567 nucleotides. Its product is annotated as translation initiation factor IF-2. Lineage: Eukaryota; Viridiplantae; Streptophyta; Magnoliopsida; Poales; Poaceae. The transcript has 6 exons. The coding region runs from base 1 to 903 and encodes 300 amino acids. The record is from RefSeq and is a predicted model, not a curated record.